CCCAUCACCUUAUUCUAUAGGCGUGUAGGCGGAACUUCCUGUACAGGACUGCAAGUAUUAGUCCAACAUGGCGGUUGUGUUGCUCGCUUGAGAGUGUAGUUGAAACCGCGGAUAAGUUAAGAGAGUUAAAGUCUAUUUCAGUGGCAGAAAGUAGAUUAAAAGAGAUUAGUGUGGACUACAGGUAUCAGAAUUUGGAAAUGAAAGGGAAAGAGCGGUCACCGGUGAAGAAACGCUCCCGCGCGCCAGAUGAAAGCAGAGACCGAGGAGGAAGCCACCCGGGCAGCAAGAAGAUCGGAGCCCUGUCAACCGCUGCCGGCAACAACGGCAACGUCUCUGCUCAUCCAGGCGCUUCAUCCAGGAGAAGUGUACACAGUGAGAAAAGAGACAUGAGGGAUUUAGACGGACAUAAUUCAUCCAGUCGGACUAGCAGCGGCUACGACUACGGGAUUGUUCCGGGGAACAAGCCGUACAGCGGCGCUGACGUCGACGCGGAAACAUCCAGGUCCGGUUCACGCAGCGACCUGCGGCCUCCGUCAACCCCAGAAAAUGAGUACAAGACUCUCAAAAUAAGUGAACUGGGCAACCAGUUGAACGACGAGGAGAUAGAAGAUGGACUGUUUCACGAGUUUAAGAGGUUUGGUGACGUGAGUGUUAAAAUUAGCCGAGAAAACGACGAGAGGGUGGCGUAUGUAAACUUUAGGAGGCCUGAAGACGCCCGUUCGGCCAAACACGCCCGCGGGAAGCUAGUGCUGUACGACCGGCCUCUGAAAAUAGAGACCGUUUACACGAACAGACGCAGAAGCCGCUCCCCUGUUUCAAAGGAUAAUUUCUCCCCAGGACACAGACAUCUCCACUCUCAGAGACCUCUGUCUCCCACUGGCAUGGGGUACAGAGGCUACCGGUUACAGCAGCUGGCUCUGGGCCGUCUCCCCCCCCCUCCUCCUACAACACCUCACAUAAGAGACCUGGAAAGAGAACGAGAUUUUUCUGUGUAUGAUGCCAGGAAUAGACCCCCGUUCGUCCCUGACUGUGCUGUUUUCCGUGAUGAGGACCUAAUGACCCCUGAGGAUGACCAGAGGGCAAACCGGACUCUGUUUCUGGGCAAUCUGGACGUCAGUGUGACAGAGAGUGACCUGAGGAGGGCGUUUGACAGGUUUGGGGUGAUAACAGAGGUGGACAUAAAGCGGGCAGUGAGAGGCCAGAACAACAACUAUGGAUUCAUUAAGUUUGAGAAUCUGGACAUGGCUCACCGUGCCAAAGUAGCAAUGUCAGGGAAAGUAGUGGGCCACAACACAGUUAAAAUUGGCUAUGGAAAACCCACACCCUCGACCAGGCUGUGGGUGGGGGGCCUUGGACCCUGGGUUCCACUUGCUGCACUAGCCAAAGAGUUUGACCGCUUUGGCACCAUCAGGACUAUAGACUACAGGAAAGGUGAGGUGUGGGCUUACAUCCAGUAUGAAAGUUUGGAUGCUGCUCAGGCUGCGUGUACUCAUAUGAGAGGCUUCCCUCUUGGUGGCCCUGACAGAAGACUCCGGGUGGACUUUGCGGAGACAGAUCAUCGCUACCAGCAGCAACAGCAGCCGUAUGUGCAGCUCCCCCUCCCACUGCCACACUAUGACUUUGCUCCUGAGCCCUUUGCCCACCGCCUUACAGACUCAGUGAGAAUGAGGGAGAGAUCUCCUCCACUUCUUUCUCGCUUCAGAGACAGGGAUCUGUACUCCAAUGCUGAAUGGUCUGGCAUGGCUGUCCAUGACAGGAUGCGAGGAGCAGGCUUUGAUCCCAUAGAUCGCCUGGACAGGCGUUCCCAUGAGACCUGGUCAAUAGAGCGUGAGCGUGAGCUACAGGGCCGAGAUCUAAGCCGCAAAAGGAGACAUUUAGAUGAUGGCAGCCGGCUGGAUCAUUCACCUGACAACGCUGACUUUGGCCUGCGUCGUCAUGGCAGCUCCUUAGAACGCAGCCCCGGUGAUGGGGGACGCUGCAGUGACCCUGAACGCCUACCUCGCUCCGGCAGAACCUCCCCCGUUAGAGAGCGCCAGAACGCUGGCUUUGGAGACAAGAGAAGAAAAACACUUAGCCCGGCUGCGCCAGACUCUGAGAAGGACCGCAAACGCAAAACCAGUGACCCAUCUAAGAGCCCAGCGAGGAAGGAGGAUCGCUUAGAACCUCUGUCCUCCUCCUUCAAGUCUGGCCAGCAGUCUAAGCCGGCAGCUGGAGGACAGAAGCUGAGUCAGGUCUGGCAGGGCGUCCUCCUGCUGAAGAAUAGCAGCUUUCCCACAUCACUGCACCUUCUGGAAGGGGACAUGGCAGUGGCUACCAGUCUGCUGUUGCAGGGCUCUGCGGGGGGUCAAGCGUCCCAGUUGAAGAUCAGCCAGCGCCUGCGCCUGGAACAGCCCAAGCUAGAUGAAGUUUCUCGUCGCAUCAAGGCCGCUGGCUCCAGCGGAUACGCCAUCCUCCUGGCCGUGCCCGGGAAAUCUGAAGAUGGAGGGAUCCAGGACGCCAGCAGCUCUGCCGAGAGACCACUGAAGAACCUGGUGUCCUACCUGAAGCAGAAGGAGGCGGCCGGCAUCAUCAGCCUCUCUGUUGGGGGCAGCCGUGACAAGGACCACGUAGGAGUCCUUCACGCUUUCCCCCCAUGUGAGUUCUCACAACAGUUUGUGGAUGCUUCUGCCAAAGCCUUUGCCAAAUCAGAGGACGAUUACUUGGUGAUGAUUAUUAUCAGAGGAGCGUCAUAAAAAAAAAGAAAUCUGAAUUGUUCUUUUCACACUCAUGAACUGUUAAACUGUGUGUUGCAAACACAGGGAGAAGUAAUGAUGGCAAAACAGAAUAACAAAACAACUGUGAUCUGAUUUUAAGUUUAUAGAAAUGAAUGUCACAUUGAAUUUAAUACAUGUUGCUAAAUUGUGUAAUAAUAAUUCAGGUGACACACUGCUUUCUGCUAUUUAGUUGUCAGAGAAAUGUUAAUCACUAAAAGGGUACUCUGCUUAAAGUAGCCUAAUUCAGAGCAAGCUACAGUUCUGUGAAUCAAUACUAUAUGUUGCCAUAUCGCAUUUAUACUAGGACACAAUUCCUUAAUACGAUGACUGCAUAUAACAAAAAGAGUUUAAGAUCCAAAUCAGAAUAUUUUGCUUUCAUUUGAUCUGUACUUGGCAUAUAUUUAACUGGCCAGUGUCAACCCCUUUAUUUAGUGCUAUAAUGUUUGUACAGCCAGCCCAUGAAAGAAACUCAUGUACAUAUGAUUUAGGAAAUAUAUCUAUUUGCUCUAAAGCUUUACCCAUUGCUCAUUAAUAGGCAUAUUCCAGAUGUGCAUCUGUAUUACUUUUUGCUGACCAAGUAAACAUUUUGAUUGAAAGUUUCUUUAUAACAACUUUUCUAUUUUUGUCAGCUUUGGCCAGUCCUGCUUAAAGCUAAAGAAUAUUGUGGAAAUAAAUUGUGUUACAGGGCACUUAAGGACAUAUAGGGUUAUAGGACAAUAUAUAACAUAAAUAUCAAGGCUCCUUGCAGAGCCACAUCUGGAGGUUUAUGUGACAUUACAAGGUGAAAUGAAUACAGUUUUUCCUGCCUGUUUUUCACAGUUUUCUCUGAGAACGGGCAGAUGCAUGUAGGGAUGGACACAAGCAGCAAUCACCUCUACUUUAUAAUCCAGUUCAAUACAAUCGCUGUGCAAAGAACACUGUCUUUUAUAAAGCUAACUCUGUUCAGUGUUUGUUGAAGUAAAGUUAGAAAAUCAGCUUUUAAGUUCUAUUUCUCAUCUCAAAGGGUUGUAUUGAACUGCAUAAUGUUAUAGGCUAAUGUUUAUGGCUGGAAACUAAUGCUUAUUUUCAUUAUUUAUUAUGUGGUCUAGAAAACAUCAGAAAUGAUGUUUUCAUUAUCUUUAAAAAGCUGUGUAUGGUCUUACCAACAGUCCAAAACCAAAAGAUAUAAUUGAUUAACCAAUUAUCUAAAUGUUUGCAUAUUCAUUAUCAAUUGUUUUUAUACAAUACCAUUCAAACUUUAGACUGGUACUGUGAUUUCAGCUCUAAAUAUCAUUACCCUGGAGUGUCUCGACAAAACUGAAAGCUGUUCAGAGGAAUUACAAGUCUGUUGUUUCGACUUCCAUUAUAUUAUACAGAGCUGCUGUUGUGCCCACCCCUUUUAUAUUGUACUUUUACUGGCAUCAUAUCACACGGUAAUUGGUUGAUUGAAAUAGUCAUUAUGUUAUUAUAUUUUAUGUUUAUGUUCUAAGCCACUAAUUACAAAAGAUGAUGUGACCUAUAAAUUAAGAGCUCUAUGUAUGCCAUGCACGAUGACUAUAAAAUAUUGCUAUACUAUCAGUGGACUUGUGAAUGAAAGAGGAGAGAAGACCGAUCUCCAAUGGCCUUACACGCCUUCUUCUGAAGGGACUGUUUAAUUGAUUUUCAUGCUUUGGUUUGAGUACUGUGUUUCAAAUGGAAAAAAAGAAAUAAUUUGUGCUGUGUACUCAGGAUUUCUGGAGAGAGAAAUGGAAUACAUCAGUACUCAUGGGCCUAAGAAGUAUACCUAACUGUCAAAGUGCAACAUGCACUUGAUAGAUUUUGUCUCAAUAAAUUUACUCUUUCGUGGGAAACACAAGUGCUUCGGAAGACAGCUUUUGUGACCUUUUCUGUACUUGGAAUUGUCUAUCCAACUCUAAAGGCGUUAUCACUUUGACAGCAGGAGCCUUUCCAACAGACAGGAGAGGAAGUGUGAGAAUCAAUGGGAGCUGAGCUUCUCGGUUCUGUGUUUUCAUUUUGUCGAUCAUCAUUUGUUGAAUGACUUCUUUGUGAAGAGCUUCAUUCAGAUUGAAAUUCGGCCAAACUAAAAUACUUUUUUUUUCAGUCCGUCUGCAAAGGCAAAUCUAGAGUCACUGUGUCUCUUCAGAGAUGUGGCUUAUUCCUCAGUCGCCUCUGGCCUGUUGUAUCUGGAGGUGUGGCUGAGAACCAUCUGGUUUGUCACUCGCCAAGUUUUGCCAAAGUCACCGGGGUCUCGUUCAUCUGAGCCUCUCAGCGGAAGCCCGCUAGGCCCCCGGUCUUCCUCUCGUCUGGCUCCAGCAGCACAGAGUAUGGUUUCAGCAUCUGCAGCAGCUCAAGAAAGGAGCAGAGUUCAUUUGUGUAGUUGCUUAUUGUUCUUGCAUUGGAGUUUUGAAGAAGAUCUCUGCUAGGGCCAGACUUCGAAUGUGUCUCAUCCUGUGUCGGAGAAGAGGUUGAGACUGUGACACAGCGUCUGCUUUGUGUGCCUUUUUAAAAUGGAAAGGAAACUCAACAGAAGAGAAAAGAUUGCCAAACUCCUGUGCAGGGAAUCAUAAUCUUUAGUUGACCUGUUGAUCUGAUUUACAUACCUUUUUUAACUGCAUAUGAAAGCAAAGUGAAGAGUAUCCUGCUGUCAUUGAGUCAGGAUGUAUAUCAUCAAGACGGUGCUGUUCCUGCUCAUCGCAGCUUCAUCUCCAAACUAAAGGGACCUGAGCAGCUUCACGUUUCCACACGGAGCCUCUACCGCGAUUCAAGGUUUCCUGGAGCUGUAAAAGGUUUGAGUCUCCCCCUGGCUGGACCUGCUCCUGUCUCACAGGUAAAGUAUCAAGAUGGUCCAAACUCCUGACUUGGGUACGUAUUAAAAUGUGUACGACAAACACACCAGGCCUUGUUUGAUAAAGCUGGUUGGAAGGUAAAGAAGAGAUCAUCAAACUGACUUACAGUGUAAUGUCCUUGAGGUAAAUAGCCAACCAACGCACAGCUUUUGUUAAGAUUGUCAGACAAUUUAGAAAGACCAACAACAUUUUUGAGGUCUUUGUUCAUUAAGAAAAUAUCCUGUCAGACGGUGCUUACAGUAGGACUGCUGGGGCUUUUUGCAGACUCAACCAUGGGUAUAUUUUGUCUGGUUUUAUUUGUGAAAAUACAAGUACAUUUUAAAGUGUCGGUCACAAAUACACCAGCAAUUUGUGCAGCAACUGCUGUAGCUCUCAGCAUCAAAGACAGCUUCACAAGUGAGUCCUUAAAUAAUUGUAGCAAAUGUUCAUUUUGUAAGGCAAUCAUGUGUUUUACAGUAGUUGCUCUAUGAAAAAUGUAAAAUGUAGUUACCUUUCGCCAUUGGUCUUAGCUUAUUGUAAAUGAGUAGCAACAAAUGCAAACUUGUAAACACAAAAGGCCAAAUGGUCUGUGCUUGAAUAACUGAAACAUUAGCUACUGCAAAAUAAUGUUAAGUAUACAACAAUAUUACUUUAUAUGCCACACAUGGUAAAAACACAUGGUUAGCAAAUAGGAAGAA
Molecule: messenger RNA, 6255 nt
Organism: Etheostoma cragini (Arkansas darter)
Lineage: Eukaryota; Metazoa; Chordata; Actinopteri; Perciformes; Percidae
Product: RNA-binding protein 15-like
Exons: 1
Coding region: 198-2732 (844 amino acids)
Biological process (GO): regulation of alternative mRNA splicing, via spliceosome
Cellular component (GO): nucleus
Molecular function (GO): mRNA binding
Source: RefSeq, a predicted model, not a curated record